Mycetomoellerius zeteki is the source of this 5747-nucleotide messenger RNA. RefSeq lists its product as uncharacterized. Bases 581 to 5683 code for a protein of 1700 amino acids. The transcript is spliced from 13 exons. Gene Ontology annotation, biological process: protein localization to centrosome; centriole elongation; cilium assembly. Lineage: Eukaryota; Metazoa; Arthropoda; Insecta; Hymenoptera; Formicidae. The record is from RefSeq and is a predicted model, not a curated record. Gene Ontology annotation, cellular component: centriole; microtubule organizing center; centriolar satellite.
UACAUGCGUAUUCCGUAUGCGUUAUCAUGUAAUAUACUUCCAACCUUUCCCGCAACGGCACUAAAAUCGCAUCGUCCCGAUUUUCCCAUGUGUUUUCCGAAGCCAUGUUUCGAGCCCAUGUUCCAUCUUCGAGAGCUCGAGUUUAAUCUCUUCUUUAUUUCAUGCGUAUAUCUUUAGCAAAUUUUUGAUAGCCGUUAAAGGGACAAUAGUUAACAGUAUAGUGUGAUAUAUAGAAGUCUGUGGCUAUGGCUGAAAUUCUUUUGAAUUCUUUGGACACAGAAACAGGAAGAAGAGUUAUGAGAAAGAAGUGAGACGUGAGACUUCUGUUCUCCCUCUGUAUUGACCUCCGUUGUUUACUUUUGGAGGCGGGAGCCAAUAAACAACAACUCUGUUCUCUCUGCAGAGGAUACUCACAACUUAUAGAUAAGCUCUUUGGAUCUCCUAAAAUUCAAGGCUCAGUGAAUUGUGACUUUCCCAGGCGAGUUUAUAUAUCCUAGAGGGAACAGGAGGAAGAAGAGGAAGAAGACGUUUCAAUUUCAGUAGGUAAAAGGUCAAUUAUGCGUCACCUUGGAGGAAACAAAUGGAUUCACAAGUGAAAUCUAAUAGAUCUUUACCACCAUUAGUAAAAGGCAAAAUUCAUGGCAGUCUAAAGCUCGUUAUCAGUGAGGUCCUCUGGAUCAGAACAAAUCCCGGUGAUGUUACAGUAGUGGCUUCCUGGUGGGGCGAACAUGAUAACGCACAAUUCAGACCAAGAGAUAGUACUACAGAAAUAGAAAGAACAAAUGAGGAUGUAACUGAAGUAUAUGCUAUAAAAACUAACGCAACACUUUUUGCGGAUUAUAUUAAAAAUUGUAAUGCAAUAGAAGUAGUGAUAGUUGCAGAGAAUAUUCAUGAGAUUAUUGGUAGAGGAUAUAUAGGAGAAUUAUCUAAGAUAUUUUCAUAUAAAUAUUAUUUUCAAUUUAUUCCGAUAUUGAGUAAUAAUGGCCAUAAAAUAGGAAAACUACAUGUUUCUUUACAAUUAACAUAUUUGACAAAACCAUUCCACUAUUCUAAUAUACAAAUGGAAACAUGUAAAUACAAUAGAGAAAAAGAUAGAGAUAUUUUAUUAUUUCCUAUCGACAAUUUACAAUAUAAUGGAAAAAUGCCAAUGAAAUCUUACAACGAUGCAGAGAAUACUAAAGAGAAGAAAUUUAAAAAAUUUGAAAAGAUUGAUACAUAUAAUAUGUAUAGAUCUGUUUUCAAGAACAAGCAAUUAGAAUUCCAAGAACGUAGAAAAAAAUCCAAUGAAAUGGUAACAGACAAGUUAGUUGCUCAGAUUGUUGCUAGAGCACAGUAUCUUAGGGAAGCGAUAUUGAAAGAAACUUACAAAGAAGAUUCUUCAACUUUGAAUGAUAGUUCAUCAAGCAAUGAAUUACAUUUUAAUACUUCAUCAGAAAAUAAAGAAAAACUUAACAAGUAUACUUUAGGGAUGGAAAUGUCUUUUUCAGAAGAAAAGAAAGUCUUGAAUAUGUUAAGACCAACACCGCCAUGUUUAAUAGACCUGAUGCCUAAAAUAAUUACAACUGAUAAAGAUAAUAAAAAUAAUGGAUGGAAUCAAAGUUUCUCUAUAAAAUUAGACAAUCCCGAAGAAGAUGUAUUGAAUAAAAAUAUGACUUGUACUGAGUUGAAAGGAACAUAUCCUCUAGAUUAUGUUAAUAGUAUGAAAGUUUUUAUUGAAUCUUUUACAUUGACAUCCGCGGGAUAUAGACGUGCAAAAUCCACAUGUUUGCAAUAUGGUGUACCAUUAUCACUGACAUAUUUUAUUCAAUAUGAUACAACAUUUGGAUCUACAAAGCAGGCAAAUAACUCUAGUAAAGAAACUAAGUUUACAAGAACAUAUGCUAAAAAACAAGUGGGUCAAGUUGUUAACUUUAACUCUGAGGGUAUUUAUAGUAUAUCAAGGCAUAAUAUAAAUAAAAAUUUUCCUUUGAGAUUUAAAGUUUUUGUCAAACAUCAUAACCAAAAACUUCCAACUGGAUUAGGAUUUGGUUUCAUAAAUAUCAGUGACAUUACAAGUACUACAAACUUAAGUAGUACCCAAUGUAUAGUUAUUGUAAAUAAAGGCAUUAAAAUAGGUGAUUUGAAAGUUACAAUAGAAUUAGGUUGCGAUUUUAUUCAUUUUGGAAAAGAAUUUGUUGAUGCUGUAAUAUCUAAAAAAGAAAAUCUUCCUAUUUUGAACAAGAAAGCCUUGACAAGCCCAAAUGGUAAUAAAUAUAAAAGUGCAACAGGGACUCAUUCCUCUAAAUCUAAUUGCAAAGUUUCUUCUGUCUCCAAACAAAUUAAGUGUUUGACUAGUAGUAACAAUAAGGAUAUAGUUAUUACAGAAGAUAUGACAGAACACCGAGAACAAAGCUUAGAUAAUAAAAAAAUUGAUACGAAUAAUCCAGAAAGUGGUAUUAAAGAUAAGAUUUUACUUCAUGGCUUGAUAUAUGUAGCUGAGGGUAAAGAUUUGCCAGAAUCUAAUACCUAUCUAAUAUGUAGAGCGUUUUGGCGAGAGGAUAAAGCAUCAAGUCAAAUUUGCAAUAAUACAAAAAAUCCGUUUUAUCAUUUUUUUCAAUUAGUACCUUUAAUUCACGGUACAGAGUUACUGCAGAGAAUCAGAGACAAUUAUAUAAUCAUAGAGGUAUAUAAUCGGCAAAAUAGUGGUAUAGAUAAUCUCUUAGGAAUAGCAAAGCUACCUGUGCAUCAAUUAUACAUUGCUUAUAGAGAUCCACUUGUUUUACCUCAUUUAUUAUUAUCGAAGUAUCCUGUAAUAAGUGUAGAUGGUUGGGUUAAUAUUAACGAUCCAGUAAACGGAAAAUUUUGUGGAAAGCUUCUUGCGCUCGUCGCGCUUGGUACUGCGGAACAAAUUGCAUUACUAGAAGUAACAAGAGGUUUAAGAAAUACCAAUAAUAUAUCGCGAACAAAUUAUAGUUAUCACUGUUAUAUUCCUAACAAUACUAACAAUGCAAUGGGUGGCCAAGAGAGUUUACAGUAUAAUAUUCAUGAAGUAUCGAAUCUCAAUUCAGAGAAAUCCACUUGCAGCAAUAAUUUUGCUCACGUUUAUAGUAUGCUCGAUAGAGAUUUGGCAUCUGUUGAUUAUAAGACUCAAGAAAGUCAGACAGAUAUUUCAAGUUUAAAAAACACAAGACCACAGAAACCAAUACAAGAAGCUGUAUCUUCGGAACACUUGGCUUUACGCGCCUUAGUUGAUCAUUUGACAAAUGUACUACAUAUUAAUAAAAUUAGUACAAACCAAUCGGCUCAAACAGACAUAAAUCAAGUAAAUGAAGAAAAGAUACAUACAGAAUUAUGCUUAAAUACAUUAAAUAGUAAUAGCCUUACCGAUGAUAGCGAUAGCUGCAAUCCGAAAAAUGAUUUUCGAUUACCUAUAGAAAUGUAUAGAAGUGUCGGUGUUGGAGCUGAAUAUGAAGAUUUAGAUCAGCAGCAAAAUAAUGCUAAUAAUCUUUCCAACUCAUCUUUAACGGAAGAAAAUGCACAAAAAAUAGAAUCAAAUAUUAGUUGUAACAGUUCUUUUUUUCGAUCUGUGAUUGAAAUCGAAUGUGCGCUACAUUUGCCAAAGAUUGAAGGACUGAAUGAAUUAAUAGAACCAAGUACAUAUGUAACCUUUCAAGAUUUAACUCAUAAACUCGAUUCUACUAAUCAAUUAAAUUCAUGUAUGGUUACAAAUGUUUAUCCAUAUAGUUGCAAUCCGAAAUGGAAUUGGAAAUGCGAUGUAAAGCUAUCAACAGAUUUACUUUUAAACAAUCAGAAAAGAUUAAUUCUCAAAGUGUGGCAUUUAAUUGAUCCAAAUACAUCUAAAGACAUAAAUUUAAGAAGAGACAUUGUAAUCGGUUUUUCCGCUAUUGAUCUCUCGAUUCUGAUGGCUGGAUUUCCUACAGUAUCUGGAUGGUUUCAUAUCAUGGACUUUACUGGAAAAUGCAAUGGACAAAUUAAAAUAAGUAUAACACCUCUGGAUAAUUUGUCAUCAUUAGGAAAAUUUGCACCAACUAACUCUACUAAUUUAUCAAGGUGCAGCAAUUCACUGCAAACAAACUGGCCAUCUCUGUGUAAUGCACCUUGUACUAAUACAGAAUUAAAUGGUGCACAUCAAAUAUCAUAUGAAAACCAAAAUAAUAAUAAAUAUGUACAAAAUGAUUGUAAAUUAAAUACGCAUAUUGGUCAUAAUUUAGAAGACGUUUCUAUAUCUUUCUUAUCAUCGUCUUUGAAACAAAAAUUAACUGAACUAGAUGAAAUCACAAAACGUUUGCAGUCACGUCUACAUGAUGUCACAAACAUGGCUUUUGAAGAUGAAUUUGAUAAUGAUUUUGAUAUAAUUGAGCCAAACAUUGACAAUGAAAAUACUAAUGAUAGAAACGUUCAUCAGAUUAUACAUUAUCCACAAUCUACAGUUUCUGAAUAUUUUAAUAAUGGAACAUCCCAAAUGUCAAAACAAUGUGAAAUACAAAGCGAUCGAAACGUUGUAAAUGACGAAAAGCAAACUUCUUCCCUUAUAAGCGGCAAUUGUAAUCUACGUUUUGAAUCAGCAUCUAAUAAAAGUAGAGCUAUAAGUUCCGAAGUGACUGAUCUCGGGUAUUGUUCGAGUUCCAAUACAUAUUUCAGCCAACAUCCUGGCUGUUAUCACAAUCAGUAUCAAAAUAGAUAUAGCUCAACGUACAAUUAUUUAUCGGACAAUACAGAAUAUCCCGUGCAAGGUACCAAAACACAUAUAAAUCACUUGCUUGACAAGCUUUCUUUAGAUUUGCCCCCUAGGUCAUCUUCGGAAACGGUCAUACCAAUAAGAAAAAACAUUCUAGAGUUAUUCACGAGUUUACGGGAACAUAAAAAUAACUCACAAGACAAAGACAAAAAUAAUUAUGACAUUAAUACCUGUACAGUGCUCACUCAAACUGAUAACGAACAGUAUACUAGCUCGAGCACGGCAAAUUUUAUUACUUCUAAAACAACCAUUGAGGAAAACAUUUCCGUGGAAAUGCCUUGUAACAGAAUAUCGACAGUAAUACGUGAGGAAUUAGUCGCAGAAGAAAAUGACGACGUCGACGAUGCAAUUUGUGAUGAAUUAACGACUUAUUUGAUAACUUCCAACGUACGUCAUAUGAACCCAGAUAGCAUAUUCAAUCCACUUCUAUAUCAACAUUUGAUACCAGAUUUGCAAAUUGCAGCUACUGCAUCACAGGAAGGAGAAGUUGUAGAACAGCUAGAUAAUCGGUACAUAAGAAAUUUCGCAGUGCACAACAGCGAUAUUGAUCUUUUAAAAGAAAACAGUGUAUUUCAAAAUGAUACGGAAUUGAAAGAUAGAAUAACUGUUUUAGAAUAUGAUAAGAAAAAAGAAUUUUUUGGCUUGACACCUUCGGAUAUAUCAGAAAAUAUUGAUAGUAAUAUUGAUAUGACCAUUAUUUAUGAAUCUAGCGAAAAUGAUUUAACAUCGGAUAAUAAUACAGAAUCGACCGCUAUUAUGUCAUUCGACAAGUCAUCUAUACAACAAACCGAGAUUGAAAUAAAAAAUUAUUCUAUCGUAUCUGAAUUACCUGUUACUGGAGUAUCAAGACAAGCACCUGAGGGUGGAAAUCCUAUAGAAGAAGUUAAAACAUUGCUAGGAGCAAAGCAGCAAAAUUAUAUCCAAAAUGUAUCAGCAGACAACUAAAUAUUCUGGAAUAUUUACGAAAUUUGUAAUAAAUUAGAUUAGAAUAUAAAAAAUUAUAUAAGUA